Telopea speciosissima is the source of this 2360-nucleotide messenger RNA. RefSeq lists its product as uncharacterized. The transcript is spliced from 3 exons. Lineage: Eukaryota; Viridiplantae; Streptophyta; Magnoliopsida; Proteales; Proteaceae. Gene Ontology annotation, molecular function: protein dimerization activity; DNA binding. The record is from RefSeq and is a predicted model, not a curated record. The coding region runs from base 182 to 2134 and encodes 650 amino acids.
AACCACAAAUCCGCUCCCCAAAAUUCGGACGGCCUCCAAACCCUCUUCCCUUCUCGCCGUCCCUUCGUCUCUGAGAUUCUGACUCUGCAACUAAGGCAGCGUUGUGCGACGAUCGACAGUCAGAUUUUUGCCGGAGAUGACGAUCUCAUAACCAGAAAAGGUAGCUGAGAGCCUAGAAAAAAUGGUGAGGAAGAAAGAUAAGUUUUGGAUACAUGUAGAGCAACUUGGAUUGAACCGUUUAAAAUGUAAAUAUUGUGAACUUGAUUUCUCUGGGAGUGUUACACGAGUAAAGGCUCAUUUGGCUUGUUUAACUGGCCAUGAUGUUCAAAUUUGUUCCAAAGUACCUGAGCACAUCAAAGUUGAAGCCCUUGCAGAGUUAAAUUUGAAUGCAUCUAAGAAGAGAAAGAGUGAGUCUAUGGAGAGUGGAAUUGGUUCUACAACUUCCCAAAACAAGACCACAAUGGUAGAAAUAGCUUCUAAGAAAAAAGAAUCAUUGGAAAGGAGGUUAACGGAUUUUUUUGUCAAGAAUAACAUUUCCAUCAACAUGAUGCAAAUAGAUUCUUUUAUUGAGAUGAUGAGAGCUGCAUGUGAAUAUGGGCCAGGUUUUGUUGUACCUGAUUACUCAACUCUCCAUACCCGUUUGAUUCCUGAAGCAAAAACAGAGGUCAUGGAGUAUGUUAACAACAUAAAAUCUACAUGGGCUGAAACAGGUUGCACAAUCAUGUCUGAUUCUUGGACUGACUUACAGAAGAGGUCUUGGGUUAAUGUGAUUGCGUACUCUUCUAGGGGUGCUGUGUUUCUAAAAUGUAUUGAUUGUGGUACAAACAAAAUAACUGCACCAUUUCUUUUCAAAGAAAUUUCUGCCGUCAUUGAAGAGCUUGGACCACAAAAUGUUGUGCAAUUCAUUUCAAAUAAUACUACUAACUAUAAUUUAUGUGGUGAUUUGUUGAGGGAAAAAUGGCGUCAUAUAUAUAUGACAAAUUGUGCUGCACAUGGGGUUAAUUUGCUUUUGAAGGAUAUCUACAAGCAUGUCAGGUGGGUGAGGGAAGUUAUUAAUGAUGGGAAACUUGUGGUGGAUUAUAUCCACAGCCACACUGCUAUUUUGGCCUUAAUGAGGCAAUUCAUCAAUGGGAAAGAGCUUAAGCAACCUUGCAAGGCAAGGUUUGCUACGAAUUUCUUGAUGCUUCAAUCUCUUAUUGCAGUUGAGAACGAGUUGAGGCUUUUAGUUGCAUCAUCUGACUGGAGUAGCUUUCACUUCAAUGGGGCUGAAAUGGCAGUAAAAACUGUUGAAAUCAUUCAAUCUGAUGCUUUUUGGGAGGGGGCAAAGGAGGUUGUUUCUUUCAUGGGGCCAAUAAUUCGGAUUCUCCACCUUGUUGAUUCAGAGGGUUCUACUGCGGGUUACUUAUUUGAAGUAACAGAAAAGGCGAAAGAAACAUUACAGAAAUUUAUGGAGAAUGAUAGAAUCAAAUAUUUAACCAUCAUGGACUUAUUUAAUAGUAGGUUGGAGAAGAACAUUAUUAAUCAUGUUCAUGUGCUUGCUGCAGUUCUAAAUCCUGCUUUUAUGUGUGCUGACCGAUUUAAGAUAGAGACAUCUAGAAUUAUGGAUGCACAAAAUUUUAUUAUGGAAACCAUGGUUCCUCCAGAAGAACAUGAUCAAUUCACUACAGAAAUGGUUGAAUAUCGCAUGAAGAGCCCAAGGGUAUUCUCUUCUAUCACAGUAAUGUCUACGAUGAGAGUGAGCCAUCCAAGGAUUUGGUGGAAAUUUUGUGGUUGUUAUUUUCCUAUGGUUCAAAAGAUUGCUUGCAAAAUUUUGUGCCAACCUUGUAGUUCUUCUCAUUGUGAGCGAAAUUGGAGCGCCUACGAUGCAGCACAAACAAAGAAGAGAAAUAGAUUGGUCCCAGAUAUGGUAGAAGAUUUGGUGUACAUCAAGAUGAACUCUUUGAUGAAGGAGAAGUAUGAAAGCCAGGAGCUUCAGGAUGUCAGGCCCAUUGAUUUAGAAAAACUUGGUGAUUUGCUUGAGGAAGACGCUGAACUAGAGACGGAGAGACUCGAACAAACAUAUGUUGAACCCAAACCCCCGAACACUGGAAUUGAUGGGAUGGAUCGUACAGGAUCUGCUUCAGAUAGUUUGUAGCAAUGUUAAUCUUUGGACGUGUUUCGCAUGAUAUUUAGAAUUCUAUUAUCGUGUCUAAAUUUUGGAAUAUCCACUUUGUGGCUCUUUGGUAAUAAUGGAUGAUAUAUUUCGGGUUUGGACAUUUUUUUUGUAUUGGGUUUGAAUUUGGAACUGGUCUUGCAUAUCUUUUUUUUUUUUAUUUGAAGUUGAAAUAUAUAUUUUAUAUGGUGCUUAGAUUUUUGGAAUU